This is a messenger RNA of Paramecium tetraurelia, 907 nucleotides long. RefSeq lists its product as uncharacterized. The transcript is spliced from 4 exons. NCBI's taxonomy places the organism in Eukaryota, Ciliophora, Oligohymenophorea, Peniculida, Parameciidae. The record is from RefSeq and is a predicted model, not a curated record. Gene Ontology annotation, molecular function: RNA binding. Gene Ontology annotation, cellular component: nucleus; cytoplasm.
AUUAAAUUUUCAAAUCUUUAAAAAUGAGCACCAAUAUGUUUAAUGUCCUUAACAUUUCAGAUGAUGAGGAUUCUAAAACUCAAUAGAAAACACAAUAAUAACAAUCUAAGAAGAAUAAAUAAAAGCGCGAGUAGGAAUAAGUGAUUCCAGUUGAAUUAGUUAAGAAAGAAAGCACUUAACAUCAUAAUCCAGCUCCAAAAUAAAAGGGACUAACAGCUGAUCCUCAUCCAAAGGACAGACACUCCGGAACAGGAAUUGGAAAGGAACUUCGUAAAGAAGGUGGCGGAAGAAGAAAUUGGGGAAAUUAUAAGGACGAUUUAAAGUAGGAGAAGUACCAAGGUGCAAUUGAGGGAAAGGAAACACCCUAGGAAUAAAAUACUGAAUAAUAAUAGGCUGAAGAAUAAUAGCCAUAGGAAAAUGUACCAUAAGCACCACCUGAGAAGACAUUAGCAGAUUAUUAUUAAGCAAGAGGAGUGAAUGUGGAAGAAGUCCUUAAAAAGUAGUAGUAGAAGGCAUAACCAGUAGUAAAGAUCGAUGAGGAGGCAUUGAAAAAGGAGAAAUUAUAGGUGAUGAGAACAAGAGAAGAUGAGAAGAGAGAAAAGGAAUAGAAGGCAACAAAAAAAUCAAGUGGUUAGUAAUAGGGAUACAGAAGUGAAAUGAGUACAGAAGGUUAAUAAUAUUUCGGAUUUACAAAUGAUACAAGAAGAAAUGAUAGAAAUGAUAGAAAUGACAGAAAUGACAGAAAUGAUAGAAAAGAUUAGAAUAACAAAGGAUAAAAGAAAUAAUAAUAACCAAAUAAUGGAGUUCAAUUCGAUGAUAAGGAUUUCCCAUCAUUAUGAAGUGAUCAUUCCAAACACAUAAAAAGUGAGAAAUUUGGUAUAUAUAGUACAUAUAUCAAUUAUAAUUU